This is a messenger RNA of Dentiscutata heterogama, 177 nucleotides long. NCBI's taxonomy places the organism in Eukaryota, Fungi, Glomeromycota, Glomeromycetes, Diversisporales, Gigasporaceae. The record is from the annotation of a GenBank genome assembly.
AUGAAAUACAAAGAUGUCUAUAGUAAAAAGAAACCAGUAUACUUAGCUGUUAAUAAAGGUAAAAGCAUUGGCGCAGUUAAAAGCGAACUAAUAACAGAACUUACUAAUACUAAUAUUACGACAUAUUAUAAAAUUCUUGCAUUCUUAUUGGUCAACUUGGCUCCAAGUCAGCUCUGA